Zeugodacus cucurbitae (melon fly) is the source of this 799-nucleotide messenger RNA. Its product is annotated as pupal cuticle protein Edg-78E. NCBI's taxonomy places the organism in Eukaryota, Metazoa, Arthropoda, Insecta, Diptera, Tephritidae. The transcript has 2 exons. Gene Ontology annotation, molecular function: structural constituent of chitin-based larval cuticle. Gene Ontology annotation, cellular component: chitin-based extracellular matrix. Bases 6 to 602 code for a protein of 198 amino acids. The record is from RefSeq and is a predicted model, not a curated record.
CUUCGAUGGAACAAUUCGAAGUGAAACAAAAGAAACUGGCACACUUUGUUACUAUAAAUGGGCCAGUGGACACUUGGACACAUACUCAUUCUUGUGUAAACUAUCGAGGCAGAAGCAUCCAGUUCAACAACGAGCCAACAGCAGCCAGCGAAAUGUCGAAAACAGCCACCACUUCCAUCGCCCUCGCGUUUGUUGUAACCGUCAUACUGUGCCAUUGCAACAACUUCGUGGAAGCGCGUCCUGAUCAAUACGAUGCCGCUGCCGAGACGCGAAAUUUCAAGAGUGAAGUAAAAGAGGAUGGCAGCUAUCAAUACCAGUAUGAGACCUCGAAUGGCAUUGCCGCUGGCGAAUCCGGUGUAGGCGGCUAUUAUGCGAGCGGCUCUUCGGCUUAUUAUGCGCCAGAUGGUCAACUCAUUCAAUUGAGCUACACAGCCGAUGAAAAUGGCUUCCAUCCGGCUGGCGAACAUUUGCCCACACCACCACCAAUACCAGAGGCUAUUCUCAAAGCGCUCGAAUACAUUCGUACACAUCCACAACAAGAGGACCGCAAGGGCGCCAGUGGCCAAGCUCAGCUGUCGUAUCAAGACAAUAAAAAGUUCUAAGCAGGUGAAUAAGCCAUAUACAUAUACUUGAGUAUGUAGCAGCUUAUAAAUUGAGUAAAUGUUUUUCAUAUUUUUUGUUUAAAUUUAAAAGAAUAUUGUCUUCAUUGGUUUGGCUUCAAGUCUGCACAAUUUACUUGUACAUAUACGUAUCAAUUAUGGUUAAGAAAAGAAAGAAUAAAGUGUUAUUUUUUUAAAUA